AAUUAAAAAAUAGUGAAUGGAAAGCCCAAUGGUGCGACAAACUGGAUUCAAUGGAGGAUCAUGAGAAGAUUGAUGGGAAGAUGAAGAAGAAGAAGAGUGUGGCUUCGAUUCCUGCUAACUACGUCUCCAUUCUUCAGCUUCAAGAACGUUGGCUGAAGGAGAAAGAGCAGAAACAAAAGGAAAAAGACUUUGUAGAGAGAGGAGUGAAGCAGCAGGUUGAUCAUGGACAACGAAGGAGAGCAGAAGAAGAAGAUGCAGUGAAGGCCAUGGAAACAAUAGUGAAACUCGGGGAAAAGGGUAUGCAAUGUGGUGUGAAUCGUUGUAAAAAUGAACCAAAAGGCGUUAAGAAAGAGGAAAUUGAGGUCUCUGCAAUAGUGAGCAGCAAGGACGACGUUGGAGGAGAUUCGAGGGAGAAAAAGAAGAAGACUCCGGUGAAAGAGAACACUAGGAGAGCUUUCAAGCCCAAGGGAGAGAAUGCUGCUAAGGAAGAAACUCAAUUUUUUCAGAAUCGCUGGAUCAAGAAGAAAGUAGAAGAGGAAGGAGAGACAAGUGAGGUCAAGGAACCUGCGAGAUUGAAUAGCAAGCAAGGUUAUUACCAAAACCAGAGACAUGAUUGGUCGUCUACACGUGUUAUUAGGGCAACAACAAGUACUAUGGUGUGGGUGAAGAAGGGUACGAACGACGGAGCUGCCGGUGAAAAUGGCGUCUGAAUUGUCGCUUAAAGGUUGCAACUUUGGAUCAUUUGUUUUCUAGGGUCUUAGAGUGAUAUAAUCGAAGCUGAAUGAUAAUGUGUGAUUUUAUCAUGGUCUUCAAGUGUUGUAGGAUUAUUACAACUUUCCCCAUAAGCAUUUGGUUGUUGAUGUCUAAGGGAUGCAAGGUAUUAGUUGUGUAUGUAAGUAAAUGUAUAUAAUCUUG
Molecule: messenger RNA, 915 nt
Organism: Arabidopsis arenosa
Lineage: Eukaryota; Viridiplantae; Streptophyta; Magnoliopsida; Brassicales; Brassicaceae
Source: the annotation of a GenBank genome assembly